AUGGAUGGUAUAGUCCAAUUUUUCGAGAACAAGACUAUUUUAGUCACUGGUGCUACAGGCUUUCUAGCAAAAGUGUUUGUGGGGAAAAUACUAAGGGCUCAACCAAAUGUGAAAAUGCUCUAUCUUCUUGUAAGAGCUUUAGACAAUGAAUCUAUUACACAAAGCUUUCGUGAAGAGGUGAUAGAAAAGGACAUAUUUAGGGUUCUAAGAAAUAAGUUGGGUGCAAAUCUAGAAUCCUUUAUAUUUGAAAGGGUUACUCCUAUCUCUAGUGACAUUAGUGAUGAGAAUUUUGGAAUCAAAGAUUCUAUAUUAAGAGAAGAGAUGUGGAAAGAAAUAGACAUUGUCUUAAAUUCUGGUGCUACAACAAAGAACAAUAUUGUAUAUGAUGUUGCAUUCGGCAUCAACACAUAUGGAGCUUUGCAUGUUUUGAACUUUGCAAAGAAAUGUAUUAAAUUGAAGGUACAUCUCCAUGCAUCAACUGCUUAUGUGUCUAGCGAAAAGGGGGGCAACAUACUUGAGAGCCCAUUACACAUGGAAGACAUGCCAAAGGGAACCACAAGAUUAGAUAUCAAUGCCGAAAAAGAGGUUGCGGAGGAAUACCUAGAUAGAUUACGAGUGCAAGGUGACACGAAUGAAGAGAUCACAUCCACCAUGAAGGAUUUGGACUUUAAAAGGUUUUUAAGAAUCUUACAAAAUAUGUUGAAAUUCCUUUAA
Molecule: messenger RNA, 714 nt
Organism: Quercus lobata
Lineage: Eukaryota; Viridiplantae; Streptophyta; Magnoliopsida; Fagales; Fagaceae
Product: alcohol-forming fatty acyl-CoA reductase-like
Exons: 5
Coding region: 1-714 (237 amino acids)
Biological process (GO): suberin biosynthetic process; long-chain fatty-acyl-CoA metabolic process
Cellular component (GO): intracellular membrane-bounded organelle
Molecular function (GO): alcohol-forming very long-chain fatty acyl-CoA reductase (NADP+) activity
Source: RefSeq, a predicted model, not a curated record